Messenger RNA from Fusarium subglutinans, 2313 nucleotides. Its product is annotated as FAD NAD(P)-binding domain protein. The transcript is spliced from 2 exons. Lineage: Eukaryota; Fungi; Ascomycota; Sordariomycetes; Hypocreales; Nectriaceae. The record is from RefSeq and is a predicted model, not a curated record. The coding region runs from base 1 to 2313 and encodes 770 amino acids. Gene Ontology annotation, molecular function: oxidoreductase activity, acting on CH-OH group of donors; carbohydrate binding.
AUGCCUUCUCAAAACAGGACCCUGAAACUGAACAGUAAACUCUCAUUUGGCAAAAUCUUCGAAGCAGGCAGCUUCAUUGUCUUUUACUCGUCAUCAUACGAUCCAGUACCAGACACUACUGCGUCUAUCGACAACACCAGUGUCAAUAUCACCAGUGCUGACGAUGAGGACCUUCUGCACAUCUCUUUCCGCCGUGUUGAAAAUCAGAUAGUGUUCAACAGCCGCCUCAAGGACACGCAAGGCAAUUUAGUAUGGGGCUCAGAAGAACGAGUUCCCCUCCAGGGCGUGUUUAGUAAGACUGAUGUUACGAUUCUUGUUCGUCUUGAGGACGAUGUCUACCAGGUCUAUGUGGACGAUUCGAUCAUUCAUAGCUAUAAAAAGCGGAUUCGAAAAGAUGCCAGAGGAGUCUCUUAUAGAGCCAACACCAAGUCUCUCUUCACUGAUCCCAUCCAAGUCCAGCUCGUGACACCCGACGCGGUCUCAGAUAUCAAGCUCAAGCCGGCAACUAGCUACGAAGCUGCAUACUUUACUCUGAAGCCCGAGGACAUAGCGGCAGAGUCCGAGAAAGACCCGUUUGACUACGUCAUCAUUGGAUCUGGAAUCGGCGGUGGCAUGCUUGCCACAGACCUUCUUGAUAAGAAUAAGCGUAUGUCGAGCAGCUUCAGUUCACAGUCGAACAACUCAGUUACUCGCUCCUCCGGAACUUGCGAUGAGGCACAUCCCAUUGCGGAAGACACAAAGGAGAGGACUAAACGGAUUCUCGUUAUCGAGCGCGGGAACCUCCUUUUCCCGACACACUCGCUCAACAUGCCUCGCCCGACGAGCCGCGGAACCUACGGCCAGAUGAACGAUCUAUUCUAUAACCAUUUCAAGAGCAACUGGGAGAUGGACGACGAGACGCGCAAGAUUUGGAAGGGCGGUCCAGUGUACUGCCUUGGUGGCCGUAGUACGGUCUGGGGUCUCUUUUGUCCCAGUAUACAGCGAAACUUGCGAAAAGCUGAAGAAUGGAUGAAUAUCUCGUACCCACAAACUCUUCCCCUACACCGUGCGCUCAAGGACAGUCUGAACCUCCACGAUGAGGAGUCUCGGCUUCCGACUACCCAGUGGGAAUGGGGACGUGUGGCUUCUGAGUUCCGGAACCCAGCUAACUUUGACUUUGCUGAGGGCGCAUUCAGCACAGUGGACCGCCUUCUCGAGGCUGCAAUGGACAAUCACAAUGGUCAGGGAAAGUUCAAGAUUCUUAUCAACUCACUCGGUUCCCAUCUGGAACCCCAGCCACAGCCUGGAAAGAAGCAGUCGGCCACGCAUGUGGUUGUGUCAGCUAAAGAUACCUUCGGCAGCGAGUUUGCUCGCAACUUUGGGCAUCUUACCGACCACUAUAUCUUUUAUGUCACGAUGCCGUUCUACUACAAAGACAUGAAACUGAGGAAUACUCUUGGCGGCGUUAAGCUCCAGACCGACAUCAAAUUCAAUUACAUCGACCAAAGCACUGCGCUGGCCAAUAUCUCACUUGACGCCUCCUCUUUCCUGCCUCGCCGGAACAUUCCAGACUCUGAACUUCCGCAAUUCAUCAUCGCCUACAUCUUGCCCUCUCAGCUCUCCCGCGAUAAUGAGGUUGAUCUUGACGACGAAGGCCGGACACGAAUCAAAGUUGGAUAUGCCGACGAUGGUAAGCUGGACAAGAAAAAGAUUGUCUUGAAAGAUUUCGCUGUCGACGUUAUGAACAAGAUUGCUGUCACUCUUGACAUCCAAUUCGUCCAACACAAGUUCGACAUGGACGACUAUGUCAUACUCCCCAAGAUUACUAAAGAUAACAUCCAACUGGGCGAGCUAGGUCCUGGUGGCGUAGCGCACGAGCUCGGCUCGAUCCCGAUGCCCAACGCGUCCAAGAAAGGGGGCAUCCUUGACGAGAACCUCAAGAUGCAGUACGGCUGGGACAAUGUCUACGUCUGCGACUUGUCCGUCUUCCCCUACUCACCCGCUGCCAAUCCAACUCUUUCCCUAGCUGCACUCUCACUCCGCCUGUCUGACCACUUGGUGCCUCCCAAGGACACUGACUACCAGCCGAUCGUGGUUCGCAAUCUGUGCCCGAGCACUGUUUAUGUGACCAUGACUCUAUCUCAUGAGCGAAGCUUGUCGUGGGAUCCGUCGCCGGGCAAGGAUAAGCGGGUGAAGCUUGAGUCAGGUCAGAGCAUGACGUGGAAGCGAGAGCAAAAGGAGACCAUCUUCAUCUACUCAUCGGAGACCGGGAAAGAUUUCAAUGUACAGAUUGUUGAGCCUGGAGUUACAGCUCUUAUUACAGAGUCGCCCUAA